Messenger RNA from Phalaenopsis equestris, 640 nucleotides. Its product is annotated as DNA-directed RNA polymerases II, IV and V subunit 9A. Bases 185 to 469 code for a protein of 94 amino acids. The transcript is spliced from 3 exons. Gene Ontology annotation, cellular component: RNA polymerase II, core complex. Gene Ontology annotation, molecular function: DNA-directed RNA polymerase activity; nucleic acid binding; zinc ion binding. The record is from RefSeq and is a predicted model, not a curated record. NCBI's taxonomy places the organism in Eukaryota, Viridiplantae, Streptophyta, Magnoliopsida, Asparagales, Orchidaceae. Gene Ontology annotation, biological process: DNA-templated transcription; transcription-coupled nucleotide-excision repair; maintenance of transcriptional fidelity during transcription elongation by RNA polymerase II.
AUAUAAAUUUUUUGCUUUGUACUCAUAUUACAUUGUACUUUGAAUAUUUUGAAGCUAUUUGAUUGUUUGUAAAGAACAUGCGGGGAAUUUUUUUCGUUAGUAUCCCUCUUGCUUCUGCUCCUUUUCCUGUUCUCCCAGAAUAACAGGUUAUGGAGGGUUAGAGAAGAGCCCCUUCAAGGAUCUUAUGUUGCAUGUUGCGGGUCUUACCAGCAUGCAAAAACUUAGACUAGAGGAUGCUGAUAACAACUGUGUUUAUCGAAAUGAGAUUCACCAUGCAAUUGGUGAGCGCACGCAAGUCCUACAAGAUGUAGCAGCUGAUCCGACUCUACCUCGUACUAAAUCUGUCCAAUGUGCUGUGUGCAAUCACCCAGAAGCUGUUUUCUUUCAGGCUACUGCAAGGGGGGAAGAAGGAAUGACAUUGUUCUUUGUUUGCUGCAACCCAUCCUGCGGCCAUAGGUGGAGAGAUUGAUGGUAGUGGAGGCUUCCGGCGGGGUCCUGGCCUAGUAAUAGAGCUUAAUGUUGUUUUUUAAGCUAAAAAUUUAGUUUGUCGGGAGUUUUUUAUCUUUUUUUUUUUUAUUUUGUCAAGAGUUUGAUUUGAAAAGCUCUGUUAUUAUUGACAAAAAUUCAUGGAGAACGGAUG